Messenger RNA from Sapajus apella (tufted capuchin), 1720 nucleotides. It is a transcript of the gene SEBOX, whose product is annotated as SEBOX homeobox. Lineage: Eukaryota; Metazoa; Chordata; Mammalia; Primates; Cebidae. The record is from RefSeq and is a predicted model, not a curated record. Gene Ontology annotation, molecular function: DNA binding.
UGGUUUGAUCCUCUAUCGUGGCCUGCAGGUGGUGCCAGCAGGUUGGGUCCCCACCGGAGAAAGCGGACCGCCUUCAGCAAAGGGCAACUGCUGGAGGUGGAGAGGGUGUUUGCAGCAUGGCCCUACCCUGACAUCAGCACCUGUGAGCACCUGGCCUGGGUCACUCAUCUUCCUGAGGCCAAGAUACAGGUGUGGUUCCAGAACUGCUGGGCCAAAAGAAUCAAGAACAGGAAGUCAGGAAGUCUAAGCCCCAGGCCUGAGUCCCCCCAGAGCUCCUGUUCUCUUCCAGACACCUUCCAGCUGCCCUGGGAUCCCCAAAUGCGGCCUUCACCCUCCAGUGGCACACUUCAGCACACCUCAAUGUGUCAACACACCUCCUGUCCAGCUCCUAGCUUGGGUCCAUGGCAGGCCUGGGAAGGGGCUAAAGCUGUAGCCCCAUGGGAACUGGCUGGGGCUUCAGGGGUCCACCCUUCUUUAGAGCAAGCUACUCCCCAGAUGUCACUACGCAGCCUGUCUGACCUCAUCUAUGCCUCGGCCAUUGUCACCAAUGUGGACCACUCCUGGUCUUGGUCUAGAGCUUCCAAGACCCCUCCUCAGACUCCUGUAGCCCACUCUGCCCCUCCCGGGAUUGAACACAUUGGAAGUGGAUCCCCUGCCUCCACCUUUUACGCAAAGGAGUUCCCUAUGGGAAGGGAGUUUAACUCAGGCAUCCUCCCUUACACAGGCCUCCAGGCCAGCCUAGAUGCAGGUCCUAUGCAGACUGGGGUCUGACUCCCAUCACCCCACACCCUGGCCCCUCUGGGGCAUAUGCCCAUCGUUGUGGCAGGAUGAGGUGAGGGCCGUUUUCCUCCACUUGUCAGGCCUGGUCCCCAGUUCUUCUCACUGUCUGAAGGGGCAGCCUCCUGUCUCCUGAGGUCUCUCCAGGCCAUUACCUUGCUAACUGCUAAGUGAGCUAGGAGAGGAGAGUGCUGCUCCUAAUCUAGACUGCUGGAAAGCCACCUUCUUAUGGGUCAGGGCCCCCUCUCCUGACCGCCGACCACCUGGACAAAUUAACCAGAACUAUGAAUCUGAAGAGGGAGUGACAUUAAAGUAAUAAAGCAAAGAUAGGAGGCUGGGGCUUAUGUUGAUUGAAUUUUCACAAAGAUCAGAUUGGUUGCCCUCUGCCGUGGGGCUGGGAGACAACCUGACAGAUCUGGGAUGCUGGCGGGUGUAGCAGCAUUGGGUUUUGGUAUCACCAUCAUCUGUAACACCAACUAAUCUCCAAAUAAAACCCAAACUCUGUAACUUAAUCUGGAUUGUUGUGCUCUGCAAAUGAAUGGGGACAAGGGCCAUUUGCCAUGGAAAUUUAUCUGAGGGCCAUGGAAAUUUAUCUCCAUCACCUAAUCCCUAAAUAGGGCCAGGUUCCACACAGAUGCUUGGUGGGAGGUAUUACCUAAGCUUCUGCUGGGAUUAGAGGGAUAGUUAAUUGAAGGUCUUAGGGCUCUGACUGACAGACCCUGGGGAGAUGGGAGCCUCUGCUGGCACCCCCUGCUCCUGGUCCCACUGAGUCUAGAACACUCCAGUUAUGUCCACCUCUGGAGCUGCUCUGCUUCGGAGAGAAAACCAUAGUGUUUGCGGUCUGCACUGGAUUCAAAUCCUGACUCUGCUAUGUAACCGUGGCAACUCUGGAACUCUAUGUGACUAAAAAAAAGGGAUAUUUGUUUGCUCUCUGUUUGAGGUA